This is a messenger RNA of Ruditapes philippinarum (Manila clam), 2210 nucleotides long. RefSeq lists its product as uncharacterized. The transcript has 11 exons. The record is from RefSeq and is a predicted model, not a curated record. NCBI's taxonomy places the organism in Eukaryota, Metazoa, Mollusca, Bivalvia, Venerida, Veneridae. Bases 130 to 1824 code for a protein of 564 amino acids.
CAGAGUGGAAAAUAGAUAAAUAAAUAAAUAAAUAAGAAAAUAUUCUGAAAUUGAUAAAUAAGAGAAUAUUCUGAAAUUUGUUAAGAGAAUAUUCUGAAAUUAAUAAAGAAGAGAAUAUUUUGAGAGACCAUGAUUCGCGUAUUCGUUAUUGUGGUAUUCCUUCUCCAUUUGAAUGGAUUAAAAGGUGAUAUGACGUAUAUACUUGGCAACGAAACUGCUACAUGGAGAAUGGCAUCAACUGAGUGCACGUUAGCCACGCCCAGGAUCAACUUCAUUGGCGGAGAGAUGAUUGCGGAGGUAUCAAAUGCACCAAUCAGAAUGCGAGAAGGAGAUGAGGCCUGGGUGGGGUAUAGUUUAGAGCCUGUUAUUCUACAAUCCGUAGGUUGCAUGGCGUUUGACAUAAGCAAGGAACCAGAUCUUGCCAGAUACUUCGAAACCGGAGCUGACCCGGGUCGGUGCUUCUCAGCAUGCCGUGAAGUUGGGUACAUUGGUUUGAUGGACACGAGGUGUUUUUGCCUCCGGAAGUUACUUAUGGAGAGCAUAUUUGAAACUGAAUGCACCAUGGCCUGCUCUGGUAUAAGUAACCAAGCCGUUUGUGGUGGCAAGAAUUUUGUUUCUAUUUAUAAACAAGCUGAAAACAUUACGGCCUCAGAAGUUCAAGACUACAACAAAAUGCUUAGCGGAAACUGUAUCAUCUAUGAUAAAAAUGUGAACACAUAUUAUACAAAAUUGUGCUCUAUCUCUAAGCGGAUUGGCUGCCAAGAUAAUUUUGGUGACCCGAUAAACAUUGGUUCGAGGACAGUUACGUGGCUACAAAUGACCCGGUUUUGCUAUAGCCAGAAAUUAUUUACUUAUGCCCAUAAUGGAGUGUUAGCAGACAAUGGGACUUACCUCACAAUGUGGACCGGCAUGAUAAAAGCAAACAAACUAACAAAGACUCGCCAAUGGAAAAACGAUCAACUAACGUUUGCCUAUAUGAAAGUGGAAAGUAGUUACUUCAAAUUGCAUUUUUCUACUUUGGCGUACUUGCCGAAAAGGUUUCUGUGUCAAAUUGGUGGAACCACGCCAUCCACAACAACGCUAGACCCUACUCCUGAAGUUGAACCGGAAGCGGAAACAAAAGUAACUUCUGAACCGGAACCGGAACCUGUUGCCGAGGGAUCAGUGUCGAACUUACUACCAGUUUAUAUCAUUGUUCCCCUGGUGAUCAUUGCUCUAGCUAUAUUGCUGAUUUUCCUUGUAAUACGGUGGAGAAGGAAGAAAAGGAAUGACCAAUUGAAAUCUAAUUCUUUAAUGAAAGGCUCAAACGAGGAAGCAGGAGCGAACGAAAGAAACAGGCCAGUAACGGAGAAAUCUCGUCUGUCACGCGAGAAUGUUGGAAUGUAUGAUAUUAUGCAAAACGACGGUAAUCCUCCUACCGAGAAUGGCCAGCAAACCACAGAGCAAAAGCCAAUGAAAAGACCGUUAAAUCCGAAUUACUCCAAUAACCUGCUUGCAACGCUCCCUCUUGAUGAUGUUUCUGUAGAUAACAAUGACGAGACGGAAGCUGUUUCUACUGCUAAUGCUUUUACAGUCGGAAAACCUGAUAACGAGUAUGCACGGAUAAAUAAGGGCCGCAAAGUUCCUCCACCAAAAGUCCCCGGUGAUGGACAAACGUAUGAUAAGGUGGGCAAUGAGAAGAAAGUGGAUGAUGAGUCGCAGAAAGAUCCGAACUAUGACAAAUUGAAAUUGGAAACGGAAGGCGACGACAUGUAUGACACAACUGUCAAACCAAAAACUGACCGAACCACUGAUAGGUUUUAUGAUGGAUUAUCCAAGAUUUAGAGAGAAAAAAAUCAAUCAAAACACCUUGGAUGGUCCAGAAUUUUAAUUAUAGCUUUCAAAUUGAAAGUCAGUUCAGAUCAGAGUUUCUGAUCAAAAUAUUUUCAAAGAUACAGAUUUGCAAUGUUACAUUUCAGAUUGAAUUCAUUUGAAAUUGGUGAUUCUGGAUAUAUGGUUUAAGAUAACGCAGAUCCUUUUAUUGCAUCGAUUGUGUGUAUAUAAUGUACAUGUAUAAUAACGCAGAUCCUUUUAUUGCAUCGAUUGUGUGUAUAUAAUGUACAUGUAUAUAAUAUUAUCAUGAGUGUUUUUAAAGUUUAUUUUUAAUUUACCUAAUCGCAACAUUGUUUUUAUAUAUCAUUAAUGAUCUUUCUGCUCAUAAUCUAUCAUAA